Molecule: messenger RNA, 2889 nt
Organism: Grus americana (Whooping crane)
Lineage: Eukaryota; Metazoa; Chordata; Aves; Gruiformes; Gruidae
Gene: CD226
Product: CD226 molecule
Exons: 8
Coding region: 465-1541 (358 amino acids)
Biological process (GO): positive regulation of type II interferon production; positive regulation of T cell receptor signaling pathway; positive regulation of natural killer cell cytokine production
Cellular component (GO): external side of plasma membrane
Source: RefSeq, a predicted model, not a curated record
UUAGGUUGGUUUUUUUUUUCUUUUCUUUUAAACCACAUCCUACAGUUGUACAUUCAGCUGGAAAAUUCCACUGUACUGCUUUUGUAACUGUAAUUGGCAUUCAGCCAACAAUUACUUAACUACGGCUUGUUUGUCUUUGUGAGCCUUCCCUUCCUUUGCUUUGGGGUUCAAAAGAUGGAGAGAAAGUGGGAUUACUGUGAAAGAAGAGCCAGGCUGUGGGUAAUAGUGGGCAGAGCCCAGGGAGCUGCUCAAGUGAUGGAGUAACUGAGAUGUGCUGCUGCUGCUGCUGUGAGAGUCUCUUAUCCACAGAUGAUCAGAGAAAUGUGGCUUUUCCAGGCUUUCAGUUCUGGGGAAGAAGGGAGAAACAGAGUAAAAACAUCCUGAGAUGUGAGAAGGGCACGUGCUGCGCAGAGAUUGAGUAAAACCAUGUCGCACUGCAGUCACUGAUUCCAGCGCUCUUUGAGAUGGACCGUGCAGCUCUCCUUAUUGUUGUUCUCCAGCUUUGUGGAACCAACGUGGAAGGAAAGUUUGUGGAUUCAACUGUAAAACUUACCGAGAAGGUGAAACUGGAAUGCAUAUAUCCAGAAAAAGCCACGAUAAUCCAGACAUCCUGGAUGAAACUUAAUGCAACUCAUAAAGAAAAUAUAGCUGUCUUGCAUCCAAUCUAUGGCAUACAUAUUGAAGACAAAUACAAUGGAAGAAUUUAUUUUGAAAAUGCUUCCAGGGAAGACAAGUCCUUAUCCUUCAUCAAGAGCACUUUGGAGGAUGUUGGUCUUUACUUUUGCUCCAUUGUAACUUACCCAGAUGGAAUUUGGGAAAAGGUAAUAGAAAUUAUUCAGCCAGAUGCUUUUGAAGUAUCUGAGAAACGAAACAAUCACAUGUUUACCAAGCCAGGAGGAACUGUCACUUUUACUUGUCCUUAUAAAAUUGGAGAUUCAGUGCAGCAAGUGAUGUGGGAAAGGAUUAAAGCAGAUCAGGUAGAUACCAUUGUUCUGUGCAACUCGUCAGGAAAGCACAGCUUUGGUUCAGAUUUCAAAGAGCGUACACUGGUGGAUUGCUCUGAUCAGGCAAACUCCAUGAUUGUCAUUCAAAACAUUACCGCCUCUGACUUUGCAACGUACCGCUGCGUGGCUACUGGAAGAAACAAAACCUAUGUGAUGAGUUUUACUGUGGCUGAAGCUUGGGAUCGCAAAUGGUUUAUUAUGUACAUAGCUGGAGGAACUGCUGCUGCUGUCUUAUUGUUAAUUUGUUCACUGAUCUUCUGUAUCACCGCUGCUUAUUGCAAAAAAAAGCAGAGGAAGGGGAUCACAGAGGCCUUAUCAAACCAUUUGUACUCAGACCCAGGCCUGAAGUUCAGAAGUGGAAAGACAGGAGCCAAUCUCACUGCUUCUGCCUUGUCUCUUGAUACCCUAAGUCGGGGCAUGAAGACUGCUAACAGUUAUGGAAGAUACAAUUUUCACGGCACACAGAACACAGGAAAAGGAGAAGAAUCAUCACUUGGUCAGACAGAGGAGAUUUACAGCAACUUGAAAAAUAUCUGACACAAACCUGACAAAAGACCAUUAGGUUCCUUCUUAAGAAUGAAGUAACCAAAGCACAGGCCUUAUAUUUGCAGCUUAGACUUUUUUUCUUUGCGCCGGUGAGAUGUCGAAGGUCAAACUGGCUGUGCAGAGCACUGCCUGGGUGGCUUUGGCUGGACAGCCAGCCUGAUGUGUCUGUGUUGUAUUGCAGUCUGCAGCAUUAACAUAUUUUUUGAUUCAUAUGUAAAAUUAAAGAAUAUUUGUACUUCUGCAAUUUAAACAUUUUUACCCAGUAGCUGCACUCUUAAGUAAGAAUUUUAGAACAGCUCUGACAUGCAGAAUGGAGCUGCAUAUGCUUACAUAAAGUUAAUUUGGUCUGAGAAAGCUAUAUGUGUGAGAAGCCUAUAUGACAGGGUGAGAAAGAAAAUGUGCUCGAUGUUGUCUACGUCCAUGAUUUUUGCAUCUCAAAUUGAGAGCUCUAUAGAAUAAUAAAUAUCCAUGAUUUUCCACACAGGAGGUGUUAUUUUGCUGCUGGGCAAACAGUACUAUUCAGCUGACAAAAACAAAUAUAUCAGGGAUCCUUGAACCUAGAUUUAAAAGUAUGAAGAGAAGCUUGCUAUCUGACAGCUGGGUGGUUUUACAGGCUUCUUGCCACUCACAACAGUUAUUUCAGCGCUUUCUGUCUGGGGAUGGAAUAGAAGUGUGGCCCCUGCUCUACUCCCUCCCUCCUUACCUCCCCAACCCCUCACCCCAUGCCCAGGAGAAAAUAAAACAUGAAGACUCUGUCACUGUCAGGUUAUAUUUAAUAAUAAUUUAUUAUAAGGUUUAGUUGCACAAAAAAUAAAUGAGAACAUGGAAGAUACAUGAAUAAAUGAUGCAAAGCAGAAAAAAGCGUGAUUCAGAACAUUUACAAAACAAUACACAUACAUAUGUAGUUGUAUGUGUGCAUAUGUAUAUAUUCUGCUGAAACCUACAGAAGAAACCACACAGAAAUUGAACAAACAGACAAAAAAAAAAAAAAAUCCUUAAACAAACAGAACUAGAAGGCAGACCUGAGAAUUAGGAUCUACGCAUCUUUUGGCCUUUUACAAAUCUGCUGUAUUACUGAGGACGAAAUCCCAGUAGAUGAAGGUGUUACCAUGAUGGCUGAUAAUCAUAUAAGUCUGCAUACUACAAACCGUGUGCCUGGCCCACCUAUGCUUGAUUCCCCUUUUCUCUGGAAGCGUUAGUAAAGGUGUUGCUGAAUAUGUUGGGGCUUUUUUUGAAAGGGGUUGGGAGAGAGGCAUUGUGAGCCUGCCUACCGAUCAGUUACUGGUUCCACUUGGCUGGAUAGAAAGGAGCGCCAACAGCCUGACAGUAAAAAGCACAU